AUGUCAAAAUAUCCACCGGAUCGAAUGGGACCAGAUCAGAAGAGCCCAUUGUGUGCACGCAUAAAAGCCAAGCGGCAAGCGGUGCAUCUACGAUCAUUAAUGCUGGCCGGCUUUAUCGCAACAGGAAGACCAAUGACAAUGCUCGACGAUCACGUGACCAUGGAUAUGUUGAGCAUAUUGAUAUUGUUGUCGUCAUUGUGCCGCGCCGGAACACCAUUGACCACGGGUUUCGAGUCGAUACUAGGAAUUUGUUGGUUAGCUGACUUGGAACGACCGCGGCGGCCAGCAGCUGGCUUUGUAAUCGAGACCGUCCACUAG
This is a messenger RNA of Soboliphyme baturini, 318 nucleotides long. The record is from the annotation of a GenBank genome assembly. NCBI's taxonomy places the organism in Eukaryota, Metazoa, Nematoda, Enoplea, Dioctophymatida, Soboliphymatidae.